GGCACUGGGGAAAGCUUCCAACACACAAUCCACAACACAGCUUGGGAACUCAAAAGCUACAGAUCCAGCCACUCAACCCGGAGCGUUUCAGAAUCGUGUGCUUUCUCCCAGCACAAGAAAGGAAAGUGGGGAAAAAAAGGCUAGUGACCGGUUUUUAACAAAAGAACUAGAGUACUGAAAGGCAGAAUUUAAGAGUGUAACUACCUGCUGGAAAAGGAGCCUUUUUUAUUUUUUUUUCCCUCUCCAAAGCACUGCCUUUGAUGUAUGGCAACUGAUCACUGAUCAGAUUACAGGCAUUUGGUCUCAGUGCUCGUCUGCCUUUGAUCUGCACGGUUAAUUUUAUUUUCCCGGAUUUGGAGUUUCGUCUGGGCUUGUGCUGACAUACUCUUUUCUUUCUUUUUUUUUUUUUUUUUAAGGAGGUAAAAGCAUUUAAUACAGAAGCUCUGGCAGUGUGAAAUUAAGCUGCAGAAAGCCUGGGCGCUGGAAAACUUCAUCAGACAACAGGGAGACAGAAAUGGAUGCUAAAGUAUUACAAGGAGAAGAUAAACUGAAGAUGUUCAUAAUUUUACUAGCAUAUUUGUUAAAUAGGGUUAUUUGUGAGACUGGAGAUUGCAGAGAGCAAGAAUUUAGGGACCACACUGGAAACUGUAUCCUCUGCAAACAGUGUGGACCUGGAAUGGAGCUCUCAAAGGAAUGCGGCUUUGGAUAUGGGGAGGAUGCACAGUGCAUGACAUGCAGACCAAACAGAUUCAAGGAAGACUGGGGCUUUCAGAAGUGCAAGCCUUGUCUGGAUUGUGCAUUAGUUAACCGGUUUCAGAAGGCCAACUGUUCUGCCACCAGCAAUGCAUUAUGUGGAGACUGUUUACCAGGAUUUUAUAGGAAGACUAAGCUUGGAGGCUUUCAAGACAUGGAGUGUGUUCCUUGUGGUGAUCCUCCUCCUCCCUAUGAACCUCACUGUACCACCAAAGUAAACCUUGUGAAGAUCCCAUCAACUGCUUCCAGUCCUCGAGACACUGCUCUGGCAGCUGUUAUAUGCAGUGCACUUGCAACGGUGCUCUUAGCUCUUCUUAUUCUUUGUGUUAUCUACUGUAAGAGGCAGUUUAUGGAGAAGAAACCAAGCUGGUCUCUGAGAUCACAAGACAUUCACUACAAUGGCUCUGAAUUGUCAUGUUUUGAUAGACCACAGCUAAAUGAAUAUGAACAUAGAACUUGUUGCCAGUGCCAGAGAAGCACAUCACAGACAUGUGGACCAGUUCACUUGAUUCCGUCACUGUGCUGUGAUGAAACCUGUAGCAUGGAUCACAGCAGUCACAAUUGUGCUUUCCACUCACAGACUACACUUAAUGAAAGGGCUUCUGAUUCUGUUGGAGAAAUGAUUCCUACUUUCCUUGGGUCUCUUUCACACUCUGCCUGUGGAGACAUUUCAGAUGCUUGGCCCCUUAUGCAAAACUCAGCUUGCUGUGACAGCAUUUCUUUCUGUGAAUCAUAUUCAGAAGUGGCCGGAGGAUCUGCAAAACCCUGCAGUCCUGAGACUGAAAAUGCAGCCACUGUUGAGUCGGAUAAUAAGCAGGAUCUAAGUGAAGUACUUAUUUCAGCUAAGGCUCUUGAUGGAAACAUUGCAAAGUCCUUUGAAAUCUCCAAACAUAGAACCUGCAUAGAAGUUUCAUCACUUCGGAACUCAGCGGCUGCUGAAAGCCAGCCAAAUACAGAGUGUAAUGGAACAGCAAAUGGCUCUACAGACUGAUAAAGAGGAAGCCACACUAGUUCUCUCAGCACUGAAGCUGGCUGAUUCCCUAACGCUCCUGUGCUGUUUAUCAAACAUAGUCUGGUCUUCAAUGUUGCAUGGUUUCAAAAUCAGCUGCAAAAAAAUGGCAUCAUUUCACACCUUCUGAGCAGUUCCAUCUGAGCCGUAACAGCUGUAAAGUGAAACUUGAAGGAGCAUCCUGGGAGAACCAUGAAGGUGGAUUUAUGACCUUGUGCAUCUCUUUAAAAAAACAAACAAACCAACCCCACAAAACCUUCCAUUCCUUCAGAUCCUCAAAAAGUCUAAUGGAGAGAGUUUAAAAGCAUACACAAAUAGAGCAAGAAAUAGAAAUACGUCAGUGUGUUUAGGUGAGUAUGUUAAAUACAGCUGCAGAUGUCAGAAGGCAUGGGACAAGACUUUGCCAGUUAUUCUGCUUGCAGAUUUAUGCAUCCAUUAAGGUUUUUUUGGCUGGCUCUAAUUUUAACUCAGUUUCCUGCUGUUGAAGGACUUAAAAAAUAAACAUUUCUAUUUAUACAAGGAUCAUCUAUUGAUAAGCUGAAGCUUUUCUUAUGUAUUACAUUAUAGUCAAUAAGCUAGUUUGGGAAGUUAGAGAAUUUGCAUGUUACAAUAUCUAUGGUUGAAGUCCCCUCCAUCCAAUUGUUACAUUUGUGGGAGGGGGCAUUAUUUUGUUAAAUAUAGCAGGCGAUUAGCUUUAAAUUAGAUUUAGUUUAGUGAAAGUCAGCCAUAUAGGUAGGGAUGUUGUCUUUAAUUGGUAGUCUUGGUAUUGGAACAAAGCACUUGUUGUUAUAGCAUGUAAUUUUUGGAUGUUGAAAUAAAUAUAAUCAACUGUCACAUCAAAAUGUCAUGAAGGUAUUCAUACAAUGAGACUAUUACUAAUAUUUUUUAGUAAUGCAUUAUUUUCAAGGGUCAAGCUUCAUGGUGAUCUGAUUCAUUUAUAUAGUAGGCCUUUUCAUUCACGUCACUCUGUCCUUCUCGCUCUAGUAUUGUGUAAAUUUAUUUUUUUCAUGCAAAAUGUAAACAUUUAUUCAUAACAUUUUAAAAUACCUCUGAAUGGAAUCCUUGAAGUUGCACGCAUGCCUAGCAAAUCGUCAACUCUGCCCUCACUACUGUUCUUUAAGAUUUUAACUGCAGUUUGUUGCACCACGUCCCAUGACAUAAUGCCAUUUGUUCUGCAGCCAUUUUUAUCCCUAAAAUAGUUUUCACUUCUGUGAGUAAUCCCAGUAACCUCUACUGAUUCAUUACAUUCAACAGGCUCAAACCUGUCAGUGAUGAACUCCACCAAUUAUUCUUUAAACUACCCAGUGUGCCUUGACAAAAGCAAUGUGAUCAGCAAAACAAAUGCAAAUUGCAAUAAAUAUUACUCAUCUUUCCACACAUGGUUUGUGUGGCAACGGAAAUGUUGAGACAGUAUUCAUGUUCCAAAAUGGAAGAAGACUUUUUCUUGGAAGCACCCAGUAGAAGCUUGAACCUGCACAAGAACAGCUGAACUGGAUGUAGUGACAGUGAGAUGCUUCAGCUAAAACCUGUGAGAUUAUUCAUGUGUGCAAAAAUCAUGAAUAACAGUUAUCAAAUCCAAACCAAGUAAAUGAAGAAAUUAUGUGAUUGUUUUAAAUUUUUUUAUAUGGUGGUAAAUACCACCAUUUGGUCACUGACAGAAUAAUAUGCACUUAUACAGGGUGUACAAUUACUCAGCUAAACACUUUAUAUACUCAAAUAAGAGUAGUUUUGAAUAAUUUCUUUGGAUACUUCCAUACAUUUAAGAAGUGACAAAACAUUCUUUUUUCACUACAUGUGCAUGAAGAGAUGUGUGCUUCUUUGUAUAUACUUUGUAAAUAGAAAAAAAUCCAAUGUGCAUUUCAGUAUAUGGCAAGAUAUUUUUAGAACAUAUGGAGAUUUAACUUUUCACUAAUAACAGUUCUUUAAAAUGUUAUUUUCAAAGGUUUUGCCAGCGUCUGCCACAGUAUGUUUUCCCAUUGGAAUUUACACUUUGUAUAAUUGUUUUUGUCUGGUGAGAAAAAUACUCAUGUCUUUAAAUGAGUGACAGAUAACUUGAGAGCAAAUUGGGGGAAAAAAAUUAAGAGAGUGCUUUCUAAAUAUAUGUGUAUAUUGUGUAUAUAGUUUUUUCUUUAAUUUAACCAAAUUGGUCUUUUUUAUAUUGCCUGUGGCAAGCAAUGUUGUACAUGCCAAUAGAAAACAUAUGCUACCACCGCAUUUAGACUGCCCACAUAUCAUCUCUAGGGAUUUAGAGUGCUGUUUUAAAUACUCCUUUAAGGAAUGUAAAUUAAAGUGUUUUAUAUAUUGUUUUGUAAUACUUUUUCUACUUGUGAAUAAAAUGUUACAUGAACUGGU
Columba livia (rock pigeon) is the source of this 4114-nucleotide messenger RNA. RefSeq names its product TNF receptor superfamily member 19 (gene TNFRSF19). Gene Ontology annotation, molecular function: protein binding; signaling receptor activity. Gene Ontology annotation, cellular component: plasma membrane. Bases 515 to 1744 code for a protein of 409 amino acids. Lineage: Eukaryota; Metazoa; Chordata; Aves; Columbiformes; Columbidae. The transcript is spliced from 10 exons. Gene Ontology annotation, biological process: positive regulation of JNK cascade; positive regulation of canonical NF-kappaB signal transduction. The record is from RefSeq and is a predicted model, not a curated record.